AUGAAGAAUAGGCGGUAUCAAUUUCUCGCAAUUAUGGGAUUUACGCUUGCGAGUUUUUUAAUGCUACAGUAUGGGAGGUUAAAACGGAAUGAUUUUGAGCUGAUCAUUGAAAAACAGAAUUAUCAUCCGAUAAAAUAUUUAGACCUAGAUCCGAAUGUAAAUUCCAGUCUUCCACGGGGUACAACCAUUUACCACGUAACACGCGAAUUUGGUAAAUCCGCUAAAACUAACCUUGGUUAUCAUGUGACUGCCCUCGCCAAUGCCCAAUCCGCCGAUGAUUCUCUCUUAAUCAACAUAGUGACGCCCUACUACUCCUUCCUCAGGCAUGUGUAUAAAAGUAGUCCAUAUUGCAGACUUAGUAUUCGCAUUCGCGAUGAACACGAAAAAUGGCAGUCAGUAGAAUUCAGGGUCUACAGAUUUUGGUUUAACAACACUGAAAAUCAAACCUUCAACUCUAAUAAAUCAAACCUAAUCCGUGUGUUCAUGAUAGACCAUGCCUCUAAAGUUCACCCAUAUAAUUUAGCAUUUAAAUCAAGGAGCAUCUCCUCCACCAAAGGUUUGUCUUCCGAACUAGAGGAUUUAUAUUUCUGCAAGGCGGCAGCCGAAUUGAUCACUUAUCUAAACACGAUGAUUGAAACUCCCUUAUUUGCCAAGAUCAAUGCACGAGAUGUUGGUGUAGUACACAUCCAUGGAUCAAUUAACGCUCUCGCAGUCGAUUUGAUUAAAGAACUUCACAAAGAUAAUAAACCCCAGAAGACUCAUCCGCCGAUAAUAUAUACCUUGCAUGAUCACUAUGACGAGCAAUUGUAUUCUGUUCAUUAUGAGAGCCUAAAUCGUUUUGUAAGUGCCGAAAAGUUUAGAGUUAACAAUCCGAACUACUUUCAUCAAAACCGUUUAUUUACCUCUUCGCUGGGAAUCGACGGAUCACAGGCUGCAACUUUCGUGUCUGAAGAAGGUGCUCAAUACAUCGUAGAGAAGACACCGAAUUUUUAUAUGAAAGAACUGAUUAUGCCAAGUAUACUACAAAAGGCAAAGAAUGGAAGAUGGGUGGGAGUGAACAAAGACCUCGAUACAACCAUCCUAAAUCCAUUCAGUAACGCAGUGUUGUUGGAGAGUAAUUCCAAUUAUCCAAAUAACAUCGACUCAUUCGACGUUGAUCUAUUUUAUGCUGAAGUCGCUGAAUCCACGGGAUCACAACCGUUAAUACACACCGCAAAGACGAACGCAAAGAAUUAUUUGAUUCGUGAAGGGAUAUUGAAGAGUGAGGAUUUAAAAAAGUCAUUAUUAUUAUUCACUGGCAGCUUCAGAUAUCCCGAGGGAUCACAAUUUUUCGAUCGUGUAGCUGAAAUCCUAAAAGAUCAUAACGCGAAACUCAUGAUUGUGAUGCCGAGAUAUGACUUUACACGAGGUGAAGAUGAAAGUGGAGAAGAUAUUGAAAAGCUGGCGGAGAAGUAUCCGAAUGAAAUGUUGAUAUUUAAUGAUGAGCAAAUAUCGAUGGAUUGGGGUAUAUUAUUUAGAGCUGCAGCAGAUAUAGAAUUCUUACUUUCACUUAAGGAACAUUAUGAAAUGGCGAAUAUGGCCGAAGGCUCGUUUUUCGGAAAUAUUGUGAUUGGAGGUGUGACAAAAGAAUUCGGUGAUUUUUUUUCUAAUAAGGGCUUAAAGAACGAUCAUACGAAUUUUUUGUUUGACUUUUAUCCGCAUGAUCUUGAAAGUACAAUCAGAAGUUUGGAACCUAAAUUAAAGUUGGCGAUUAGUUAUUUAAGGAGUACGGAUAUGGAUUUUAGGAAGAGAGAAUUAUUUUUGAGGGGGUUUAUCAAGGGUGCGCUGAAGUUAAGCCAAGAAUCAAAAGGCAGGGAAGCAGAAAAAUACAAGAGAAUUUAUAAGAUGGCGAGUAAUGAAACGCGGAAAAGGUUAUGGCGUAUAGAAGAAAGCGAGGCGGAAUGGUAA
Molecule: messenger RNA, 1947 nt
Organism: Acaulospora morrowiae
Lineage: Eukaryota; Fungi; Glomeromycota; Glomeromycetes; Diversisporales; Acaulosporaceae
Source: the annotation of a GenBank genome assembly